Molecule: messenger RNA, 855 nt
Organism: Giardia duodenalis
Lineage: Eukaryota; Fornicata; Diplomonadida; Hexamitidae
Exons: 1
Coding region: 1-855 (284 amino acids)
Source: RefSeq, a predicted model, not a curated record
AUGGAUGACUUGUGCAGGAAUUUAGAAUCUGGGGACAAGAUUAUCGAUAUUGUCUCCGAGGAGAGAGUGCGUUCCGAUGGCAUGCAACCUGAGGGCUGGGCCGAACGUACAAGUUAUAAAAACAAUGAGAUCCCAGCUAACCCGCCCUACAAGGCGAAGAUCUAUAAUCUUUCUCAGCUAACCUGCGAAGACUUUCGAAGUUUUUUGACAGAUUCUGGAAUCUCUAUCGUGAAGCUCGAAGAACACAAUGGAUUCUGUGUGGAAGUUCAGACACCGGACGAUCUUGCUUUUAUCGUCUCCUUGGACGGAGAAUACUAUGACGAGGAACAUGGAGAGGACGACCCCCCUAUUAAGGUUCGUGUGCUAUACGAAUCAAGAUACAAUAAUCACUACCCUCCUACCGAGCUGACGAGGGAUAUGCUUCAGGGGGCGGGAGCUGGUGACUUUGUCUUUCGAACUGCCGACUCUCGCGCAGGAACGUCCGGGUUUUCCAGGGAGAACAUGGGGGCAGCUGACCACGGUUCUUCUACACUGGAUAGAGCAAGGUUUGCUAUGUCUGAUGGUGCAUCCGUUGAUAAUGCAUCCACGAGUGCUCCACUUCUUAACUUUCGAGACUCUGGUAAAGCGUCUCUUCCAGUUGCAUUUUCAAAACCUCCAGACCUUGAUCUGGCAUUCCGCCAAAAGGGUCUGUCUGGAGACCUUGGCAGCAUGCGCUCCGGGACUUCCUGCAUUUCUAGUUACCAGCCAGCCCAGCAGAAACGAACGUACCAACCACCACAGCUAUCGUCCUUCGCGUCAAGAAGGUCUGCUGCGAAGAAGACGGUCGAUGAGAACGGUUGGACCAUAAAUGGUUGA